Messenger RNA from Melospiza georgiana, 611 nucleotides. RefSeq names its product sorting nexin 12 (gene SNX12). The record is from RefSeq and is a predicted model, not a curated record. Gene Ontology annotation, cellular component: retromer complex; early endosome membrane. Gene Ontology annotation, biological process: late endosome to Golgi transport; endocytic recycling. Gene Ontology annotation, molecular function: phosphatidylinositol-3-phosphate binding. The coding region runs from base 34 to 522 and encodes 162 amino acids. The transcript is spliced from 4 exons. Lineage: Eukaryota; Metazoa; Chordata; Aves; Passeriformes; Passerellidae.
GGGCGGACCCGGCGGGGCGGCGGCACCACCACCAUGUCGGAGGCGGCGGUGGCGGACACCCGGCGCCUGAACGCGAAGCCGCAGGACCUCACGGACGCGUACGGGCCGCCCAGCAACUUCCUCGAGAUCGACAUCUUCAACCCGCAGACCGUGGGCAUGGGCCGCGCCAGAUACACCAGCUACGAGCUCCGCAUGCGGACAAACCUCCCCAUCUUCAAAUUGAAGGAGUCGUGUGUGAGGAGACGAUACAGCGACUUUGAGUGGCUGAAGAAUGAGCUGGAACGAGACAGUAAGAUUGUAGUGCCACCGCUGCCUGGAAAAGCUUUGAAACGACAGCUUCCCUUCCGAGGAGAUGAAGGCAUCUUUGAGGAGUCCUUCAUCGAGGAGCGGAGACAGGGCCUAGAACAGUUUAUUAACAAAAUUGCUGGACACCCACUGGCACAGAACGAGCGCUGCUUACAUAUGUUCCUGCAAGAGGAGACUAUUGAUAGGAAUUACGUCCCAGGGAAAGUGCGCCAGUAGGAGCACCUGGCACUGUCUUCCUCCAUUCCACCCUCCCUCCUGCAAAAAUGACAUUUAUUUUUACACUAAAUCUGUCUUCUCUGAACCAG